Pimephales promelas (fathead minnow) is the source of this 3807-nucleotide messenger RNA. Lineage: Eukaryota; Metazoa; Chordata; Actinopteri; Cypriniformes; Leuciscidae. The record is from RefSeq and is a predicted model, not a curated record.
CUCUGGACAUGAUGACACUCUUGUUGAAUGGAGCGGCUGGUAUCGGCUGUAUCUGAAUGGAGAAAGUGCCCAGAUGUCUGAGUGGUGUGUGAGUUAUGUGAAAUGUGGAGGUCAAACUGCACUGCAUCUCAACGGUUCUCAUCCAACACUUGAGGAUGGAGUGGUGACCCGUGGAGUCUUGGGGACUAAUUCAUGGUAUUGGUGGUAUUCCAAUCAGUGUGGCGCCUACAGCUCCUCAUCCAUCCGAGUCAAAGCCUGUCCAGGAGAUUAUUACGUCUAUGAGUUUGUCAAACCCGUCAUAUCAGCCCCCCAGCCUAUGUACUGUGCAGUUGCUUUCCAAAGCAUCAGCAGUGAUCCCUGCUACAACUAUGAGUCUCUGGAUCGUCCCUGGAGAGCCAACAAUGAAAGUGGAGGAGAUUACAUUUGUGAUGAAAGUUUCUCCUGGAAUGGCUGGUACCGGUUUUUCUACUAUGGAAUGGACAUCCGGAUGUCAGAGACCUGCAUUAGUACAUUCACCUGUAACACAAACUUCAAUUUGUGGCUCAUUGAUCCUCACCCUCAGAUAGAGGAUGGAGUGGUGAUCAGGGAGAUCUGUGGAGGGACUUAUUGGGGAAGCUGCUGUAAUAACAAGUUUAACCCCAUCAGAGUGAAAGCGUGUCCAGGCAAUUACUAUGUCUAUGAACUUGUAAAUCCACAAUUUGAGUGUUCAGGAUACUGCACAGAUGUCAGCACUAUUUCACAGGCGGUUUCCACUGUGAGUCCAGAUAUAUUCACUGGAUCCACCAUCAACUUGAAUUAUGACCCGUGUAAUAACUACAACACACUCGACAACUACUGGAGAAGCACACUCAAUUACUGGUCUAUGUAUGGAUACAUAUUUGAUCAUGAUGACACUCGUGUAGAAUGGGACGGCUGGUAUCGACUCUUCAUUAAUGGAUCAAGUGCUCAGAUGCCUGAGUGGUGUUUUAAUUAUAUGUCAUGUGGAGGUCAUAUUUCUCUGUGGCUUGGUGACUCUCAUCCUCGACUAGAAGAUGGAGUUGUUACUCGUGAAGUUUACGGCUCCAGUAAUGAUCAGUGCAGUCGCUACAGAUCCGACCCAAUCCAAGUCAAAGCUUGUCCUGGAAAUUAUUAUGUCUACAAAUUUACCAGACCAACUCUUUCAAUCCCAGCUCCUGUAUAUUGUGCAGUGCCUUUCUCCACCCCAAGUGUCGACCCCUGCUACAACUAUACCAGUCUGGAUGAGCCUUGGAGAUCCACAGACAACUAUUACAACUACUAUGGCAUGUGUGAUUAUAAUGUGGAGUGGAAUGGCUGGUACAGGAUGUUCAACAAUGGUGAAAAUGCUCAGAUGUCAGAAUCAUGUGUAAAUCAGGGCAUGUGUGGCACUUAUUAUCCACUGGUGCUCAACGGUACUCACCCACAGCUGGAGGAUGGAGUGGUCACCCGUCUGGUCUGUGUCUUCUCAUGGGGUGUCUGCUGUUCUUACAAAUCCCAUCCUAUAAGAGUCAAAGCCUGUCCAGGAAAUUACUACGUUUAUGAGUUUGUCAAGCCAAUGUUUUGUGGAGCUUACUGUGUUGAGACGAUCCCAUCCAUAGGAUCCAUUACUCCACCAAUCACAACCACUGCUCCCCCUGUUGACCCCUGCUACAACUACACUAUCCUGGAUGAUUCAUGGAGAGCCACCAACAAUCAACAUUCCUCUCAGAUAAUGUGUGAGGCUUGGGUCAGCUGGAACGGCUGGUACCGUCUCUUCAUUCAGGGUCAGAGCGUUCAGAUGCCGGACACAUGUGUUGAUGAGUAUAGUUGUGGCACUCAUGCUCCUCUGUGGCUGAACGGAGGACAUCCAACAGUUGAGGAUGGAGUGGUCACUCGAGAUGUCUGCGGUCACUGGAGCAAUAACUGCUGCUAUUUCCAGUCCAAUCCCAUUAAAGUCAAAGCCUGUCCAGGAGAUUAUUAUGUCUAUGAGUUUGUGAGGCCAACUGCCUGCAGUUUGGCAUACUGUGCAGAUUCAAGCACCAUAAACACUACUACCACUGUCAUGCCAGAGACAACCACAACCGAAACUACAACAACUGAAACUACAACUAUGGACAAUACAACGGAUGUGAGAGAUCGCUGUUCUGAACUCAGCUGCUCUGAGGAUGAAUGGUGUGGGAAGAAAAAUGGUGUUUAUGGCUGUUUAUGUAACGAAGACCAUCACAGACCACAACCUGACUCUUUUGAUUUCUCGGAAACCUGUGAAAGCAGCUCUGGCUCCAUAUCUGUGUCUCGCUGUCAGCUCUUUGAGGCUGGUUUUCCAGCUGAUGUCUUACACCUCAAUGAUCCCGACUGCAAAGGAACGGUCCGGAACGGCCGAGUGGAAUUCCUCUUUGAUAAUGAUGAACACAUCUGUGGAACAAAUCUUGUGGCUAACGGCACCCACUUCAUCUAUAACAACUUUAUUGUGGGGACACCGAGAUCAGAAGGUCUAAUCAUCAGCAGAGAGAAAAUCCUGCAUCUUAAUUUCAGCUGUGCUUAUCCUCAAUCACAAACACUUUCCAUGAAUGUGGAAAUCAAUCCACUGGGGAGCAUGGUGAACAAGACUCUUCCCGCUGGUGAAGGCAGAUAUCAGGUCUGGAUGAUCCCAUAUGAGGAUGAUGAGUUUACCCGGCCCUUCACUGGUCGAGUGGAUGCAGAGCUCGACCAGGAGAUGCAUGUGGAAGUUCGUGUUGAGGGGGUCGACAGCCGCCAGUUCGCCCUGGUGAUGGACACGUGUUGGGCUACACCUGUGAAUGAUCCCGAUUACAGCCUCCGCUGGGAUCUCAUCCUUUCAGAGUGUCCGAAUCCAGAUGACGACACAGUGGAUCUGCUGCAGAACGGCGUCUCGACAUCCAGCCGUUUCUCCUUCAGGAUGUUCAUCUUCACUGCAAACUCCACUAGGCUUUAUCUGCACUGUGCUGUUCACCUUUGCCUUCUGUCAAGCAAUCGCUGCUCAACGGACUGUGGCUCUGGACACCAGCGGAGAGAGCGCAGGUCUCUGGACUUCCAUGACAGUGCUUCCAUAUCCAUGGGUCCUCUGGUGUUGUCUGAAGGGAACACAGAUAAGUGGGUCCCAGAACAAGUGAAGGUAUCUGAGGCUUCUUGUGUGUGUGGUUCUCUGAUGCUGAUACUUGUUCCUCUGAUGAGUGUCCUCACACACUUUUAGUUUAGUACCACAACAAUUUACAUGCAGAUUGUCUAGAUGAGUAGUUUUAAUUAAUGUGGGACUGAUGCUACACUGGUUGUGGGUUUCUAAACCAUGCACUUCAUGUGGACUAAUAAGGGAAUUAUUAUUUAAUCAUUUACGUUUAUUUCUAUAUAGUGCAUUAAUUCUGUAUUACUUGGGGGAAUGUGCUGCUACAACAAAGAACAAAGAAAUAAUUUGGCCAUUCCUUUUCUCUGGAGAUUUGUGAUAUUGUUAUUGUAGGCAACUAACUAAUGUGACUUUCUUUUCCUAAAAAUUGUGUUGUAAUUUUUUUAUUCGGUCUUUUUGUUUAAGGCGAGAAAAAGUUCUGAAUUGUCUAAAUGAGGAAAAAAUAAAUACAUGUUAUGGUUGGCCGCAAAGUCUAUUUUUGCUUUUUUAAUCAUUUUCAUUCAGUAAAAGUACGAGAAAGAUUAAUGAUCAUAACAUUAUCUUUGUAUUGUUAUCUUUGCAACUGUUUGACUUAUUUUCCAUCGUGAUGCUAUGAUGUUAUGCAUGAGAAGAGUUUUGCUAUUUUACUUUCAGUUGUUUGAAGAAUGUUGCAGCAUUGGUUGAAUUGUUCUUUUCAUAAAGCAAGAUGAGGUGAA